Manis pentadactyla (Chinese pangolin) is the source of this 3311-nucleotide messenger RNA. RefSeq names its product inositol-trisphosphate 3-kinase C (gene ITPKC). Gene Ontology annotation, molecular function: inositol tetrakisphosphate kinase activity; inositol-1,4,5-trisphosphate 3-kinase activity. The coding region runs from base 39 to 2066 and encodes 675 amino acids. The transcript is spliced from 7 exons. Lineage: Eukaryota; Metazoa; Chordata; Mammalia; Pholidota; Manidae. The record is from RefSeq and is a predicted model, not a curated record. Gene Ontology annotation, cellular component: nucleus; cytoplasm. Gene Ontology annotation, biological process: inositol phosphate biosynthetic process.
GGCCGGGUCAGACCCAAGCCCGAACCAAGGGAGCGGGCAUGAGGCGCUGCCCGUGCCGGGGGAGCCUGAGCGAGGCGGAGGCCGGGGCGCUGCCAGGGGCGGCCCGCAUGGGGCUGGAGGCGCCUAGAGGGGGGCGGCGGCGGCAGCCGGGGCAGCAGCGACCUGGGCCCAGCGCAGGGGGCCUGGCGGGGCGGCCGGAGAGACGCGGGCCUCCGACCCAGACCGAGGGGUUCAACCUCGGGCCUGAGCCAGGGACAGAACGACAGCUUGAGCCUGAAGCAGCUGGCCUCGGAGCACAGACGGAGCGGUCCAGCCAAAAUACAGAGCCAGAUAGGUUCAACCUCCGGACACAUCCAGAAAGGAGCAGUCACUGGUCAGAGCUGGAGACAACUGGUCCCUGGACGGAGAAUGAGACAGAUGGCUUUUGGACUGAUCCACAGAAGUCCGAUCUCCUGUCUAAGCCAGACAGGGCCAGCCUGUGGACACAGCCUGGCGUUGAUGGGCCCUGGACAGACCUAGAAAUACAUGGGUCACAGACCCAGCCAGAAAGGGCCAAACUCUGGGCUGAUAACCUAUGCCCCCAGCAGAACAGGUCUAGCCUCCGGACUCGACCAGAGGGAGUCUGUCCCUCAACAGAGCCAAGUGCUGAUGGCUCUUGGGAAGGAUUGUACACUGAUGGCUCCAGGACACAACAGGAUAUUGAAGGCCUCUGGACAGAGCCUCACAUCGAUGGCUCCCAGAUGCAACAGGAUACCGAAACAGCCUGGAAGCAGGUUGGCAUUUAUGGUUUCCCAGCACAAGAUUCUGAUGGCUCCUGGACUGAGCCUGGCGCUGACGUGCCCCAGACACGAGAUGCACAUGGAACCCAGACAAAGCCUGAGACAGACUGCCUUUUGGGGGAGCCCAGCCAAGAUGGCUCACUAGAGGAACGAGAAACCGGGGAAUUGGUGACUCACCUGUACUCUCACCUGGAGUGUAGCCCUUUGACCACUGUGCCCCGCCUCAUCAUCACUCCUGAAACCCCUGAGCCCGAGGCUCAGCCAGUGGGACCCUCCUCUAGGGUUGAGGGGGGCAGUGGUGGCUUCUCCUCUGCCUCCUCUUUUGAUGAAUCUGAGGAUGACGUGGUGGCUGGAGGUGGAGGUGCCAGCGAUCCUGAGGACAGGUCUGGGAACAAACCAUGGAAGAAGCUGAAGACAACUCUGAAGUAUUCACCCUUUGUGGUCUCCUUCCGAAAACACUACCCUUGGGUCCAGCUGUCUGGACACGCUGGAAACUUCCAGUCAGGAGAGGAUGGUCGGAUUCUAAAGCGUUUCUGUCAGUACGAGCAGCGCAGCCUGGAGCAGCUCAUGAGCGACCCCCUGCGGCCUUUCGUGCCAGCCUACUAUGGCCUGGUGCAGCGGGAAGGCCAGGCCUUCAAUCAGAUGGAAGAUCUCCUGGCAGACUUUGACAGCCCCUCCAUCAUGGACUGCAAAAUGGGCAGCAGGACCUACCUGGAGGAGGAAUUGGUGAAGGCGCGGGAACGACCCUGGCCCCGGAAGGACAUGUAUGAGAAGAUGGUGGCUGUGGACCCCGGAGCCCCCACCCCUGAGGAGCAUGCCCAGGCUGCUGUCACUAAGCCCCGCUACAUGCAGUGGAGGGAGACUGUCAGCUCGACUUCCACCCUUGGCUUCCGGAUCGAGGGUAUCAAGAAAGCCGAUGGGACCUGCAACACCAACUUCAAGAACACACAGGAGCUGGAGCAGGUGACAAAGGCACUGGAGGACUUUGUGGAUGGGAACCGUGGAAUCCUGAGAAAGUACGUGGCACGCCUAGAAGAACUUCGUGAAGCUCUGGAGAACUCUCCCUUCUUCAGGACCCACGAGGUAGUAGGCAGCUCCCUCCUCUUUGUGCACGACCACACAGGCCUGGCCAGGGUCUGGAUGAUCGACUUUGGGAAGACAGUGGCCCUGCCUGACCACCAGACGCUCAGCCACCGACUGCCCUGGGCCGAGGGCAACCACGAGGAUGGCUACCUCUGGGGCCUGGACAACAUGAUCCACCUGCUUCAGGGGCUGGCCCAGAGCUGACCUACUUGGCCGCCACUGGCUUUAUCUACUGGAUUAUGCCCGUCAGGCUGGAGGAGCCUGAGAUGCUCGGGGGCCUGAGGUUGGGGGAGUUGACCUCACUGUCGGGAGAGGUUGUGUUGUGUACCACACAAGACCUGAGUGGAAGAUAUGAAGGGCUAUGGAGACCAGAGAGUGCCUCACCCUUUCAUAAGCCAGGGGUUAAGGACUGGAGAUGGGGAGAGACAUGGCUGGGUCUCAGUGAGUCAGAACUAGACUGGUUCCUCUGAGCGGCCAGGAAGAUCUAUGAGGGGCUACCAGAGGCCACAGCUAAACCACAUACCCUGAAAGAACACGAUUCCCGUGGCUGGCUGUUGCAGGGGGUGUCACUCCGUGGAUGACUGCCUCCGUGGGGCUGCAAGCUGGUUCCGAGGCCAGCGACCAGUCCCAGCUGUGGUGCCAGGUGCCCAGGAAAACUGGACCUCGUCUGUGGUCAGGUGCAGGAGCUGCUCAGCCACCGGGGAGUUAUCUGAGGCCAUUCAGGUGCUGACAGGCUGAGGGGAGUGGGAUAACCAUGGGGCUGGCCCGAGAGCUGCCGCUGCUGGGUGGGCCCCAGUUCACCCUGUCCCUUGGCCCCAUGAUUCUGGAACUCUAACCUCCACAGACCAAAACCACGCCACGUCCCGUGAGCACUGUGGCCAGCACUUCAUUCCUCAGGCGCCAGCCUCAGCCUUGGGACUUCUGCCUCCUGCCCUUUACCCUUUCUUCCUUCCUCCUCCCGUGUGUAGGGGCAGAAAGGGCUUUCAGACGCCAAAAAGCAGGCUCGGGAAUUGGGAAUGAGCUGCCUUCCUCAGGAGGCCCCUCCUCCUGCCCCUGGCCCCUGCCGUGACUAGUGCCCACCUUGGGCAGAGGUGCAGGGUAGGUGGGGCCACUGGCUAGGACUGUGGGCUCACAACCUGGCCCAAACCAAAGCGCCCAGCACCCUCAGGUGUGGGUGACGCCCCUGUCCCCCUCUUCCUGCUCCUGUGACUUUGGGUUCUGGCCCAUGAGGCUAGACUUGGGGAGGACAGACAGUCCCCCAUUCCCUAAGCUGAAGCCCUAAGGUCUCCCGGAUAAGGAGGCGCACUCCUUUUCUACUGACCAUCUUUACAAUAUUUAUACAAGAUGUCUAUUUGUUCAAUGGGGCAGUAUGGGGAACAGGAGGCAAAAUCACUUCCCAUGCCUCCCCCACCAUGAGGACACCCCAGUAAACAGCACAUUCAUAGUCAA